Molecule: messenger RNA, 1542 nt
Organism: Cladocopium goreaui
Lineage: Eukaryota; Dinophyceae; Suessiales; Symbiodiniaceae
Source: the annotation of a GenBank genome assembly
GCCAUGACGUUUUUGCGUGGCUUCUCCUCAGUGACUUCUGCGCUCCAAGUGAAGUCUGUCUACCACAUUCGCCGUGGACAUCCAAGUAAAAAACGUCUGGGUGAUGCGCUGGAGAGGCUGAGCCCGGGGGUUCCGGUGCGGCAAUGGGCAGCAGUGGAUGGCUUCGACCUGCAAGACCAGGUGCUUGAAAUUGUGGAUUCUGGUGUGGUGGAGCCUGCUGCGCUGCCGCGUGUCCUUGUGAAAGACGAAUGGCGGAAGAAGUGGAGGGAAACCAAGCGUUGGCGACAUGUCCGUAGAGGUCGAGAAGCUCCUGGCAAAAAGCACGGAGGCUGGCUGAAAGAGCUGGACCUUACUCGUGGCAGCUUGGGGCAAGCAUUGUCGCAGCUUCAGGUGUGGGCCGACAUCGAGAGGGAAGCCGAAGAUGCAUCUGAUGCAUAUUUGGUGGUCGAAGAUGACUGCAGGUUUUGGUCUGAAGUCACCAGUGAAUCGCUGCAAGACCAUUUGGCGAAAGUUCCCAAGAACUGGGACCUGAUUUGUUUCAGCGGUGAGGAUCUGUUGGGUGCUCCAGAGACCGAGCUGUCGCAGUUUGAAGCGCUGUGCGUUGCGCCCGGUCUUCGGCGGCUCUAUCCGUGGUAUCGAAUAGGCCCUGCCUAUUUGAUCUCCGCGGCCGGUGCCAAGAAAGCUUUAAGGACCUGCACGCCUUUGCGCUGGCGCCUAGACUGCCAGUUGGUUGGCCGUUCGUCUUCUACGCAGUUUGGCCAGGAGAUGGACGAAAGGCUUUUUGCAGCAACUGCGAAUCUGCGCGGCUACUGUGUGUCACCACCACUGGCAUCAAGACCAAAGAGGUCUGGCAAGGCAAAGGGCGAGGAGGAGUUAACCGACAGUUUGGACUCAGUGGUGGCUUGGUCCAUGAGACUGACCGAUAAACCGUUGCCGAAGGGCUCCAUCUCCCACAUUUGGCACCCAGAUCGGGAGAUUGAAGGACAUAGCAACAUGGUGCCAGAAGCUGUGGAAGUCAUGAACGAGAUUGCAUCAGAGCCUUCCAUUCGGACUGUGUGCGAAGUUGGAUUCAACGCUGGCCACAGUGCCCUGAGAUGGUUGCUGCGUACCAAAGCGAAGGUGUACUCAUUUGACUUGGGAAAUCACCCGUACGCGCGGCCGGCGGCAAUGUGGCUAUCAAAUCAGUUUCCUGGGCGUUUGGACAUGACCUGGGGGGACUCACUUGCGACAGUUCCCGCAUUUCAUCGGGAACAUCCUGAUGUGAAGUGUGAGCUCAUCUUCAUCGAUGGCGGCCACAGCUAUGAUGUGGCCAUUCGUGAUUUGAAGAACUUCGCAGCCUUGGCGAAUCUGAAGAACAAUGUCCUACUAUUGGAUGACACCUUCCUUGAUGAUGUCCGUCGAGCGUGGGAUGAAAUGUUGGACAUGGGCUAUGUUGAAGAGUUUCGCAGCUACAACGGGGAAAUUAGCGUGGGGAGCUAUGGCUUCACCUUGGGAAGAUACACUGAGCGCGCGUCGGAGUUGACGACGUUGAGGGAGACCUGA